Molecule: messenger RNA, 573 nt
Organism: Arabis nemorensis
Lineage: Eukaryota; Viridiplantae; Streptophyta; Magnoliopsida; Brassicales; Brassicaceae
Source: the annotation of a GenBank genome assembly
AUGUCAACUCAAAAUCGAGUGACAGUUUGUGAAAUUGUGGCUAGCAUUUGGAAUGUCGCCGUUCCGGAAUCUCAGCAUAAGCCCCUAAUUCAGGAAUUUUCUGGAAUUUUAAAAAUUGGCAGAGUUUCUCUUCCACUUGGUGUAACUGCGUCACAUGAUCGAUCGAGGUUUAUUGAAACACGCACAUCUACACGGUUACUUGAGAAAAUAGCUCGCUCUGUCGAGUAUAACGAGCCAGUUCUCUUAGUAGGAGAGACAGGGACUGGGAAAACUACUCUAGUUCAAAAUCUUGCACACUGGAUCGGACAGAAACUUACUGUUUUGAAUUUGAGCCAGGAAAGUGAUAUAGUUGAUCUAUUGGGAGGAUUUAAGCCUAUUGAUGCAAAGCUUAUGUGCACGAUGCUGUACAAUGAAUUUAAUGAAUUGGCAAGAGAUUCGAAGAUGAAGGAUGAUUCAGAUGUAAUGAAAUGGCUGCAAAAAUACUUUAGAGCCAAGAAGUGGGAUACAUUUUUGAGUGGGUUAAAGAGAACUACUGAACAUCAGAUUAAAGGUAAAAGUGAUAGAAAGAAGUAA